Messenger RNA from Geodia barretti, 1519 nucleotides. Lineage: Eukaryota; Metazoa; Porifera; Demospongiae; Tetractinellida; Geodiidae. The record is from the annotation of a GenBank genome assembly.
CUACGAAUGAUGUUGGGCGCUAAACGCACGUGUGCAGCGGGUGCCGCAGACGUAGCAAGUGAUCGUGUGAAGUAAACUGCCUCUUACCUGCACAAGUCUGCACAACCCGAGCACAGCGAUGGCCAACGGAACAACGCACCCACCCGUGAUGUGGGCCCAGAGAAACGACACUGUCUUGCUCACCAUCGGUGUCAACGACCUGCAGAAUGAGAAAUACUCCAUCAACGAAAAGACUCUGAGUUUUUACGGAGAGGACUCAACCCAGAAGUACAGCUUCGACUUACAGUUUUUCAAAGAGGUCACUCCACAGGAGUCGAAAAAUAGGAAGACUGCGAGGGGUUUGUUCUUUGUUCUGAAGAAGAAGGAAUCGGGUCCGUACUGGCCGCGACUACUGGAGGGAACAACACGGGCGGCGUUCAUAAAGACAGACUUCAAUCGGUGGAAGGACGAGAGUGACUCAGAGUCAGACAACGAGUUGUCAGACCAGGACUCCAGCUUGCAGGCAAUGAUGCAGCAGAUGGGCGGGCUCGGCGGAGGUCCCGGCUUGUCAGGAGGGGAACUCCCUGGCAUGGAAGUUGAGUCGUGUCUGGACUCGUUCCGCUACGAGGAGGCGGCGGAGUUGUGUGUAAAGGCUGUGGAGCGGGAACCGGACAGCGUUCCUCUGCUGGAGGAGGCGGGGCCGCUGCUUCUGGAGCUGGGACACACUGACCGCGCCCUCAAGUUUCUGAAGAGAGCAGCAGAACUGAGUCCAGAGGAAGGUCACCUGAAGUUCCUCUAUCUCGGCCAGCUGGCUAGUGGGGAAGAGGCCGUCCGCCAUCUUAACACUGCCAUCUCCAUCAUGACGAGAGGGAGGGAGGGAGCACAGGGAAGGAAGAAGAAGGAAGUUAGUGAUGAGGAUAUAUCUAGAGCCUACUGCUCACUGGCUGAAGUCUAUCUCACUGACUCUUGUUUCUCCAGCGCAGCAGAGGAGAAGUGUCAAGAAUGUUGUCGUGAGGCGGUGGGGUUUGCCCCUACUAAUCCCGAGGCUCAUCAGCUUCUCGCCUCUUGCCUACUCAGCAGGAGCAGAAAUCAGGAUGCCGAGGAAUCUAUUCGUACGAGUUUAUCGCUGUGGUUACCAAAGGAGGACGGUGGUGUGGAAGGUCAAGGGUCAGAAAAUGGCGGGAAAGAAGAGCGGGAAAUCCCGCCAUACUUCUCACGUGUCAGCUGUGCAAAGAUCCUGAUGGAAUUACAACUGUAUGAUGAGGCCUACACUGUCCUGGAGCGGUUGCUAAGAGACGACGACGAUGUGGUCCUGGUCUGGUAUCUGAUGGGUUGGCUUCACGUGUUGACGAAAGACAGAGACUCCGCCCACUUUUACCUUGAGCAAGCCAGCAAGCUCGUGGGUAAGACAGAGUGCGAUGAUGAGCAGAUGAUGACACACAUAUCGGAGCUACUGAGUCAGCACUCCUCAGAGGAAAAGAAGGAUGGAGAGGAGGAGAAAGACAGUAGAGCUAGAGAAGAAACAAUGGACGUUUCCUAG